Molecule: messenger RNA, 1985 nt
Organism: Eupeodes corollae
Lineage: Eukaryota; Metazoa; Arthropoda; Insecta; Diptera; Syrphidae
Gene: hyx
Product: parafibromin
Exons: 1
Coding region: 169-1728 (519 amino acids)
Biological process (GO): positive regulation of transcription elongation by RNA polymerase II; transcription elongation by RNA polymerase II
Cellular component (GO): Cdc73/Paf1 complex
Molecular function (GO): RNA polymerase II complex binding
Source: RefSeq, a predicted model, not a curated record
AUGACAUCUGUCAGUUAUCGCUUAAAGAAAAAAUAUCAGCGUUGCUAAAAAAUAUUUUUCGUUUGUCGAUAUUAUUAAAAAUAUUAGUAAAUAAAAACUAACGAAAAUAACAACUCUCUCGUUUUUUCAUUUAAUUGUUGUUUUGUUUAAAACAAAAACCAACCAAACAUGGCGGAUCCCCUCAGUCUGCUGCGCCAAUACAAUAUCAAGAAAAAAGAAAUCGUCGAAAAGAAUUCACAAAUUGUAUUCGGUGAGUUUUCGUGGCACAAAACAGUUAAAACCAAUUACCUGAAAUAUGGUUCUGGCAAAAAUGGUUCCCUCAAGGAAUACUACUCCCUCGAGUGCUUGCUGUAUCUGCUGCGAAACGUCCUGCUGCAACAUUCGGUUUAUGUGCGGCAAUGUGCAGCGGAGGACAUACCCGCCGUCAAUCGGCCCGAUCGAAAGGAGCUGCUGGCCUACCUCAACGGCGAGACGUCCACAUGUGCUAGCAUCGACAAGAGUGCUCCUCUUGAGAUCCCCACACAGAUAAAGCGGCCAUUGGAGUCAGAUGGCUCUGGGCCGGAGAUAUUCGCAAAGAAGGCCCGUUUCGAAGACAUGCAGGUACAAAAGGUACGCGAACAACUGGCUGCGAGGUGGUCGGUCAACAGAAAAGAAGCCACAGUGAAUGUGGACAACAUUAAAUCGCUGUCCGAGACCAUGUCUGUGGAGAAGAUCGCUGCCAUCAAGGCCAAACGAUUGGCCAACAAGAGGAUCACAAUCAAACGACACGACAACGAAGACGUUAUGGGCAAUGACAUGAGGGCAAUUCUUGAUUUUGACGUGGACUCAACGAAGGACAUCAUAAGCCGAGAGCGUCAAUGGCGAACUCGAACCACGAUCCUUCAGAGUACGGGAAAGAUAUUUGCUAAGAACAUAAUAGCCCUGCUCCAAGGCAUUAAGGCGCGCGAGGAGGGACGCAACAGACCCCCACAGAACAUAAAAGUGCCGGAACCAGUGCGUGUAUCGAAGCCGCAGCAACAACUGGCCCAAUACAACAGAUACGAUCAAGAAAGGUUCAACCGGCAAAAGGAGGAAACCGAGGGAUUCAAAAUCGACACCAUGGGAACGUACCACGGAAUGUCCCUGAAGUCUGUGACAGAGGGUUCUAGUGCGCAGAGGAAGACCCAAAUACCGAAUAACUUUGGGCUGGACAACAAAAAUCCAAAAGUGGUGCCGUCGAACGUGCCGAAGCGAGUGUCCAGGACGCCCAUCAUCAUCAUACCCUCAACCAACUCGAGCUUGAUCACGAUGUACAACGCAAAAGACAUCCUCCAGGAUCUCAAGUACGUAUCGACGGAGGAGAAAAAGAAGGGCGGAUAUUCGCGGGACAACGAGGUGUUGCUGCAACGCCGAAAGAACAACACCACAGUGUCCUAUCGCAUCAUAGACAACCACCAGAAACUCGCCCCGCACGACUGGAAUCGCGUUGUUGCCGUCUUCGUCAUGGGUCCUGCUUGGCAAUUCAAAGGCUGGCCAUGGGAUGGCAAUCCAGUGGAGAUUUUCUCAAAGAUAUGCGCCUUCCACUUGCGAUUCAACGAAAUGAAACUGGACGGGAAUGUUGGUAAAUGGGCAGUGAACUUAUUGAAUCUGUCCCAGACCAAAAGGCAUUUGGACAGAGCGGUUUUGAUGUCGUUUUGGGAGAAGCUGGACAAGUACAUGUUGAAAUACAAACCGGAACUAAAGUUUUAAUUGUGUGUUUGCGCAAUUAUCAUCAAUCGAUUAAGUGGUCUGGACCAAUAUGGCGGCAUUGGCGUUGGCGUGUUAUUUGAAGUCUUUCUGCUUUUGAAGUCGUCCGCAGCACAGACAGAUUUCAAAAUCAAUCAACAUGGACUUUGUUCUAAGCUCUCAAUUUAUAUAAUUUUACAAGUCUAUAUAACCGAUUCUUCUUAUUUUUUGUUUUUCUUUUGUUCUUUUGGAUUAUAAGACAAAUAAACUUAUAAACAAAA